This is a messenger RNA of Mesorhabditis spiculigera, 930 nucleotides long. The record is from the annotation of a GenBank genome assembly. NCBI's taxonomy places the organism in Eukaryota, Metazoa, Nematoda, Chromadorea, Rhabditida, Rhabditidae.
AUGGACAGGGCGGAGAGUGGAGCAUUCGGAACGCCGAAGGGCGAGGCCGAGUUCAAGGAUUGGUAUUGGAAGACGCAGCUUGGAAAAUGCUAUUAUCGCCUCGGUCUCUUCAAAGAAGCCGAAAAACAGUUCAUUUCAUCACUGGGCAAUCUACCGACCGUUGAAACGUAUGCGUUGGUCGGGAAACUCUACAAUCGUCUCGACCAGCCGCUAUUGGCUUUAAAUUACAUGCGACAAGGCCUCGAAAAAUUUAGCAGUGACGUGACGUUGACGACUUGGAUCGCACGCACAAAUGAGCUGCUUGGUAAUAUGGAUGAGUCGAUCGAUCAUUACAAAGAGGUGCUUAGCAACCAAGCUAAUCAUAUUGAAGCUAUCGCAUGUAUAGCUACGAACUACUUCUAUUCGGAUCUGCCGGAAAUUGCGCUUAGAUAUUACCGUCGCAUUCUUCAAAUGGGAGUUAACAAUGCGGAAAUCUUUCUGAACGUCGGGCUUUGCUGUUUUUACUGCCAACAAUUCGACCUCGCUAUCGCCUGCAUCGAGAGGGCCCACGCGAUCGCUUCCCAAGAUAUUCAGGCGGAUGUUUGGUAUAACACAGGCCAUAUUGCACUUGCGAUUGGUGAUGUGAAGAUGGCCGACCGAUGUUUCCAGUUGGCGCUCACUUGCGACCCGGAACAUGGGGAAUCUCUUUGUAAUCUGGGUAUUUUGAGGCUACGUGAAGGCAAAAUCGACCAAGCAAAGUCAUGUUUCUACAACGCCCGCACGAAGGCACCACAUCUCUUUGAGCCGUAUUUCAACAUAGCACUGCUUGCUCAUCAGUCGGGCCGAUAUUCGGAGGCGCUCCAGAACGUGAACAAGUCGCUCGAAAUCUUUCCGGAGCACGACCACUCCCUCACUCUUCGAAAGCAUAUCAUGAUCCUGUAUACGAUGAUU